Salvelinus namaycush (lake trout) is the source of this 3717-nucleotide messenger RNA. It is a transcript of the gene slc22a15, whose product is annotated as solute carrier family 22 member 15. The coding region runs from base 70 to 1578 and encodes 502 amino acids. The record is from RefSeq and is a predicted model, not a curated record. The transcript is spliced from 12 exons. Gene Ontology annotation, biological process: transmembrane transport. Lineage: Eukaryota; Metazoa; Chordata; Actinopteri; Salmoniformes; Salmonidae. Gene Ontology annotation, cellular component: membrane. Gene Ontology annotation, molecular function: transmembrane transporter activity.
GUCUGCGAAAUGAUGUUUGCGUAGUCUGUCAAAUUGGUGUGAUGUGCUUGAAUAUUGUUUCCUCUUGGAAUGGAUUUAGAAGAGGCAUUUCAACUAGUCGGAGAAUUCGGAUCAUAUCAGAAGCAGAUGGUGUUGGUUCUUGUGUUGCUACAGGUGUAUAUGGCAUGCCAGUCCAUGCUCAUUGUGCUCAUUGGCGCUAUACCAGAAUACCACAUUGAACAAGGUGACCACUCCAACUAUGAGGAGCUCAUCAAACACGUUACAUUUACAGAGGAUGUCAACUCCAUCGUGACGGAGUGGUUCCUUCUAAAGCAACAGGCUUACAAGGUCAGCUUGGCAGGCUCUUUGUUCUUUGCUGGGGUCUUGAUUGGAAAUGUGUUUUUUGGACCCCUCUCUGACAAGAUUGGAAGGAAACCAGUCUUCCUAACAGCUCUGUUCUUUGAGGUGGUGUUUGGCUAUGCCACAGCCUUUGCUCCCAGCUAUGAGGUGUUUGCGUUGUCGCGCCUGCUGGUGGGUCUGAUGAAUGGGGGUAUGUCCCUCGUCUGUUUUGUGCUCACCCAGGAGUAUGUGGGCAAGGCCUACUGGGCCAUGACAGGGACCUUGACUAAUAUGACCUUUGCUGUGGGUAUUGCCCUGUUUGGUGCCCUUGGCUACUAUAUCAGACCAUGGCGUACCCUGGCAACAGCAGCUAAUUCUCCUGGCGUCCUGUUUUUUCUACUUUGUGUGACUCUCCCGGAGUCUCCACGCUGGCUGUAUUCCCGUGGUUACACGGAGAAGGCGGAGGAGGUUUUGCAGUACAUAGCUGUGCGGAAUGGGAACAGCAAUGCUGCAGCCAAAGUAAAGCUCCGUAUGUGUCCUGGCUCUGUCAAGACUGGUAACCAGGGCAACAAUGGCCCUGGCUUCCUCGACCUGUUCACCCACACAGUGCUCCGCUGGAGAACCGUGGUGCUCAUGUAUGUCUGGUAUUCCUGCAGCCUGGUGUACUAUGGGCUGACCAUGAAUGCCAGUGAGGAAAGUGGGAACCGCUACUUCAGUGUUGCCAUGUAUGGACUAGUGGAGCUCCCAGCCUACCCUCUCUGUAUCUAUUUCAUAAACAAGCAGUGGGCUGGGAGAAGGAAAACCAUGGCCAGCUUUCUGGGUUUAGCUGGCUUGUCAUGUCUAUGCACUAUGUUGGUCCCAGUAACUGCUGGGCCGGUGUUCAAUGCUACUUCUUUAGCUUUGUUAGGAAAGCUGUUGGUCAGUGCGGCUUUCAACAUAGUGUAUGUCUACACUACUGAACUGUACCCCACUGUUGUAAGGAACGCUGGUCUUGGGGUCUGCUCAAUGUCUUGCAGAGUCGGAGGGAUCCUGGCCCCUUUUGUGCCCUCUAUGAGAGACUUACACACCUCUAUGCCCUUCCUGGUGUUCUGUCUCAGUGGGAUCUCUGCUGGCUGCCUGGGUCUCCUUCUCCCUGAGACACUUAACAAACCCAUCUCAGAGACACUGGAGGAGCUCAGCAACCCUGCUUACCACCGCAUUGUAGAGACCAAGACACACUUGUUUGAAGAGGACCAAUCGAAAACCAACCACAAUCAGUGACUCACUCUUUGAACAAGAGAAGUCAGAGGCAAUCCGACAGGAGAGACUCUCGAAGCCUGUCCACACACAAGUGCUUUCACAAGGGACCCGAUGUGCUCUGUUUCCAUGGUGAAGCAAGGACGGGUCAUGCCGUGAUGGAUGGUGGUCCAUUUCUACAGGGAACGGCAUAUGUUUACAAUGUUUUCGUGUUAUUUUGUUUCUCUCUUUGUAUGUGUCUGAUACUUUUUGUACUUUACAGUGAAAAUCGCAGUUUAGCCGCAGUGAAUUGAUCAAGUAAUCAUGUGGUAUCAAAUGGAAGAGAACUACAAUUACUGCCAAAGCUUUCAGUUUCUACUUUGCCAAGUAGUCAUUGGGGCCUAAUUUAUAAUUGUUGCGUACAUUUAACACUAAAUAGCCGCGUGCGCCAUUUCUGAAAACUGCACGCACAAAAAUAUUGAGGUUUAACUUGGCACACGCCAUUCAUAUGCAGGUUUCCCAUUGUAAAUCAGACCUGUCAUAAAACUGAACGAGCAUUUACUCCACCUGAAAAACGCCCAUCAUUCACCUUUUGUGAGGACAAUAACGGCCUUAUUUUCUGUAUAGUUUGGAAGUAUUGGAAUUAGGCCAAGACGAUAUCUAAAGGAAAUAGCAAUGGUGACCUUGAUCACAUGUCUUUGGAGGGAUUGGCCAAAUGUUUGUGUUGCUAUUUCUUUUAGAUACCGUCUUGGCCUAAUUCCAAUACUUCCAAACUAUACAGACAACAAGGCCGUUAAAAGGUUAAUGAUGGGUGUUUUUCGGGUGGAGUAAAUUUGGGGUAUUUGACAUUUUCUGAAAGACAAAAACAAUUGCAUGUUUUUGUGGACCUGUAAACGGAUCGUUUAGUUAUCCUUUUCCCGAACCUAAAUAUGCUGCACUGCCCGCGAAUGCUGAUACAUUGUCUACUCUGUCAAAUGUAAACAGUGACCUUAGUGGUAGCUUACACACGUCAACGCAAAAUAUCAACUGUCUGUUCACCUGUCAAAUUCUACUGUAUGUUAUAAACCGCGCACCCUGUCGGAUACAUAGGCUAUUAAAAUGUUGCUCUACCUAAUAAUCCCAGUUAAAUGAGAUGCCCGUGGUAAUUUGUUGUAUGUCUACUACAAGAAUAUAAACUCAUCAUGGCCAGAGAAGGUGAAGAAUUUAUUCUGCAAUGGUUGAUAUGUAUUAUGUUUUAUAAAUUAAAUAUCUACACUACACAUUUCACAUUACAGUACUCGGACGUAGCCUGUGAACCGUCUGUUAUACUGUUCAACUGCGCUUCAGAUCGCAUAGAGCAAAAUAGGCUGCUUGAAAUAGCUUAUCUAUUUACUACUGGGAAGUGGGUACAAUUUUAAAUGAGUGAUAGACUACCAUUCGUCCCAUCUUAACUUGUUGUCGGCCUGUAGGCUAUUUCGAAACCAUCAAAGGUGAAAUGAUUGUGGAAAUUAAAUAAAUAAUAGAAAAUAUAUAUGCCUUAUUUCAAAUUAUUUUAGAAUGUGAUGAUGCAUUGAUAUAUAUUUUUUUCUUUUAUCACCUAUGGAAAAUGAUAGAAUCUUAUUUAGCUAGGCCUACCUGUUUUUUGUUAUGAAUAGGUGUCGUCAUAUUUUCACAUAGGCUACUACUAGGCUACUUUUGCUUUCUUGCAAUGCAGGACUUCAACCACUAGAAACUAUGCAUGGUCUAAAGUUUGCGGGAGGAUAGCACUUUCUCAUGUUAAGUUCAGUUUGUAUAAAUACCAACUUUUGUGUGAAAACGGGCAUGCAUAUUUUGUGUGUACGCAACGUUUAUAAAUCAAGUCCCUGAAGUUUAAAUGGUUUGUUUCAGUUUCCAUAUAAAUAUAAUUUCUAUGUGUUCUGCUGGACAGAUCAUACGCUAGUUACAAUGUGAAUACAGAUUAUGUAUAAAUAUCUAUAUUGGACAGUGUUGACGAUUUGUACAGUAUUCAAGGUAAUUGGUUUACAUUGUGUUGAUUCUGGAGUUAUAAAUAGUUAAUGACGGCAAGUAACACCAAUUGUGAAUGGUAGCUUGCAUAAUUAUAUUGUGAUGUAUAAUAUGAGAAUGACAGUGGAACAUGGAAUUACUGCACGUGUCAUGUUUGGUAAUAGUGGUGUCUGGUGUCGUCCGUCCCCCCCCCCCCCCCCC